CAGGGCAGAUCGAGACGAGAAGCUGAACUAUCGUCAGAAGAAUUCCCCACACGAAUUAAAGAAAAUCAUCUGCGAACAAGUCCAGGUAGUGAGAAUGUGCUUUUGGCGCGUCAUGUCUGCAAAGGUAGUAAAGCAAGAGUGCAGUCAGUUGGUUUAGUAAUUUUCCACGCAAGAAAUAAAAAAAAAAAUCUAUAAAUUCGUAUGUUUAUUAGAACUUCAUAAACUCGCAGAAAGGUUAGCAAGGUUGGGCAGGAGUGCUAGACUACAAAGCGCGAUAUCGGCUGGUUUCGCUCCAACGGCGGCCAGUACCGAUCCUCAAAACUAGACUAGAUAAUAAGUGUGGCUUAGAUGAUCACUUGUCAAUGGCGGCCAUAAACAGUGUCCUCAAUUAAACUUUUAUGUUCAAUACAUUUGAUUCUUGAAUAAAGUAGUUGUUUACAUCACUGCCAUAAGUACCCUCUGUUAACCGUUUGUUCAUUUUCUGCUUGUUUCCUGGUUUGGAGUCUGAGUUCUGGGAUGAAAUUCGCUUGAUAUGGUAAAAACGACUUCUUCGUGUUGAUAUUAGGCGUUAUAAAAGAUUUUGUCCCCCGAAUUAAAUGAUCAGCGAGCAAGAUCUCGUUAGGUGUUCUCCGCCAACUGCUUACUUUUGGAUCAAUGUUUUCCAGCCACCGUAACAUUAAUAUUUAAGCACCGGUGCGGGCUUAUGAAAUAGUAUUUUUAAGUUAAAAAAUACCAAGACAGUUACCACUUUUCAUUAGUAGCAACAGGGACUGCGAGUGUAAGCACUGGUGAUGAGCGGAAAGCAAUUCCUCUUUGUCUCCCAAGUAACUGCAAGUGGAAUUCACACGCUCGUGAGUGUACGAAAACAGAAGAACAACGCUCGUCGCUGUAUGUGGUUGGUGAAGCCAUUG
Molecule: messenger RNA, 911 nt
Organism: Porites lobata
Lineage: Eukaryota; Metazoa; Cnidaria; Anthozoa; Scleractinia; Poritidae
Source: the annotation of a GenBank genome assembly